AUGUGGGGCGGAUGCCACGGGCGCUGCCGCCAGACGCUGCGUCUCGACCCGGAGCCGGAGCCCGCCGUCGCCGCGCCGUCGCGGCUGCCGUCGCCGUCUGCUGCCGCCAGCGCCGCGGCGCCCCCUCUCCUGCCCGAGGCUCGUGACGCGCGCGGAUGCGGACCA
This is a messenger RNA of Gryllus bimaculatus (two-spotted cricket), 165 nucleotides long. The record is from the annotation of a GenBank genome assembly. NCBI's taxonomy places the organism in Eukaryota, Metazoa, Arthropoda, Insecta, Orthoptera, Gryllidae.